AUGAAUUCAGAAUAAUAAGACAUUAAUAGAUUAGCAAAAGCCAAUUUUGAAUAAUUUCUUAGAGUCUGGUGGCAAUCACUUUUAUUUGGUACCAAACUGGUAAUUGGAAUUUCCUGGUUAUUUGGUUUUAUUGAUUUAUUGAGCGAUUAUGCCUUUGAUUUAUUCAGCAAUUCUCCAGAGCAAACAAUACCAUUUUAAAUUUAGAGACUAUUCUUUUCACAAUUUGUUCACUAUUAUACCAUUGAUUUAAUGCUUGCCAUUAUUUGCGUGUAUAAAAAAUUAGAAGAGUUAGAAUAAAAGCAUUCCUCUGCUCUUUUCAUCAUUUUAAUAGUGGUAUUAGGAUGUCUCACUCAAUUUAUAUGUGUUUUACUUUAAUGGAUAUUAUCAUUUAUUUACUCUCCAUUUUAUUCAAUUAAAGCAUAUGGAUUAUGGAAUUAUUAUAUUUUCUGUGUCAUCUAAGAAUGUUUGACUGCUCCAAAUGGAUAAAGUUUAUUUUUAAUAUUUCCAAUGUAAUUGAAAAAUCAAUACUAUCCUAUUGUUUUAGUUAUCUUUUUUACACUUAUUCAAUAAUCAUUGACAUUCAUUUCAACAGGCUUCUUAGGAAUUUUAUUCUUUUUAUUCUAGAAUCAUUUCACUUAAAUUAACCAUUCUACUAUUGAAAGAUUUGAAAAAUGCAUACUUUUGAAUUUCUUUACAGAGAGACCCGAUUUCAAGAAAAUAUCAAAUUAUCAAGAUUAAUUAGAACCCAGUGUGGAUGCAAGAGAACUCUAAUCAGUUGAAACACCACCAGCAAAAUUAACACUCUAAGGUAGUCCUUAAUAAUUCAGGUCAUCUUUAGUGCUUUCUGAACUACAAAAAGAAAUGAAUUAAAAAGAGGAUGAUAGCGAACAGCCUAUUCAAGAAGAUGAUGAAGAAAAAAAAAUAAAAUGAAUCAAAUCCAUCUGCAUAAUUUGGAUGAAUCCAUUUAA
Paramecium tetraurelia is the source of this 968-nucleotide messenger RNA. RefSeq lists its product as uncharacterized. NCBI's taxonomy places the organism in Eukaryota, Ciliophora, Oligohymenophorea, Peniculida, Parameciidae. The record is from RefSeq and is a predicted model, not a curated record. The transcript has 6 exons.